UAUAAUCAAGUCUUCCAUCUCUCUUGUCGCAUAAAAGUAGAGAACCCAAUCAUCAUGUCGAUCAAGAGUGUUUCUCUCCUAGUGGUUAUCUUAUGCAUUGCAGCCUCCGCUAAUGCUCAGCUACCGCAGUUCCCCCCGUUCCCAUUUCCAUUUCCAAAUCUAUUUUAUCCGAGUCCCGGUAUGCCCGGAAUGCCCGGUAUGCCCAGAAUGCCAGACAUAACCAAAUGUUGGUCGUCGUUUAUGGAUUGGCCAGGAUGCUUUGCAGAGAUCAGACAAGCCGUAAUAACCCACAACUUUGGCAGUAUAGGUCCAGCUUGUUGUAAAGCUUUUCUAGACCAUGAAGUUAACUGCAACCCGUUUUUCCCACCUAUGCUAAAACAACUAUGCGUCAAAAGUGCUGGUCCUCCAACCACCGCACCCUAGGAUCGAUGCAACAAGUAGUUUGUUAAUUAUGUGAAACAUUAUAAUUUUCAAAAUUUGUGUUAGUUCCAAAAUGUUUUAGAAAAUUAAGAAGACGACAGGAUGAUUUUAUAAUAAUAAAAAUGUCAUCCUUUUUAUAUCUUGGUCAAUUAUAAAAUCUGAUAACUAUUUCAUCUGUCC
Molecule: messenger RNA, 600 nt
Organism: Camelina sativa (false flax)
Lineage: Eukaryota; Viridiplantae; Streptophyta; Magnoliopsida; Brassicales; Brassicaceae
Biological process (GO): double fertilization forming a zygote and endosperm; regulation of protein localization to cell surface; regulation of double fertilization forming a zygote and endosperm
Cellular component (GO): vesicle; extracellular region
Source: RefSeq, a predicted model, not a curated record